This is a messenger RNA of Capsicum annuum, 1933 nucleotides long. RefSeq names its product SNF1-related protein kinase catalytic subunit alpha KIN10. Lineage: Eukaryota; Viridiplantae; Streptophyta; Magnoliopsida; Solanales; Solanaceae. The record is from RefSeq and is a predicted model, not a curated record. Gene Ontology annotation, biological process: protein phosphorylation; intracellular signal transduction. The transcript is spliced from 11 exons. Bases 172 to 1686 code for a protein of 504 amino acids. Gene Ontology annotation, molecular function: ATP binding; protein serine/threonine kinase activity.
GUAUUGCUGAGUCAGAUUGUAAAACCGAGAAGUACAAAGCUCCAAUCGGCAAUUACUUUCAUUCACUCUUAAAAUUCUUCGCCCUCUUUUCUCCCUCUCUUUCCCCACAAAGAUUCGCACAUGCAUUCUCACAAAUUCAAUUCAUACUUUUUCUAGGUGCUCUAUAGGAAAAUGAGUGGCAGAGGUGGUGGACUUGCAGAUUCUCCUUUUCUAAGGAACUACAGGGUUGGAAAAACUCUUGGACAUGGAUCCUUUGGUAAAGUCAAAGUUGCUGAGCAUUUGCUGACUGGGCACAAAGUGGCUAUCAAAAUCCUUAACCGUCGAAAAAUGAGGACUCCAGACAUGGAAGAAAAAUUGAGAAGAGAAAUAAAAAUCUGUAGAUUGUUUGUGCAUCCACAUGUCAUACGACUCUAUGAAGUGAUAGAGACACCAACAGAUAUAUUUGUUGUGAUGGAGUAUGUCAAGUCUGGGGAGCUCUUUGAUUACAUUGUAGAAAAAGGCAGGUUACAUGAAGAUGAAGCUCGGAAAUUUUUUCAGCAGAUUAUUGCUGGUGUGGAGUACUGUCAUAGGAAUAUGGUGGUUCAUCGGGACCUUAAGCCUGAGAAUCUGCUUUUGGAUGCAAGACGUAAUGUAAAGAUAGCAGAUUUUGGCUUGGGCAACAUUAUGCGAGAUGGCCAUUUUCUGAAGACAAGUUGUGGAAGUCCAAAUUAUGCAGCUCCUGAGGUAGUCUCUGGGAAACUUUAUGCUGGUCCAGAGGUAGAUGUUUGGAGUUGUGGUGUUAUCUUAUAUGCUCUUCUUUGUGGUACACUUCCUUUCGACGAUGAGAAUAUUCCUAAUCUUUUCAAGAAAAUAAAGAGUGGAGUCUAUACCCUUCCAAGUCAUCUGUCACCUUCAGCUAGGGAUUUGAUACCAAGGUUGCUAAUUGUUGACCCCAUGAAGCGCAUAACUGUACCUGAAAUUCGUCAGCACCAGUGGUUCAAAAGUCAUCUUCCUCGGUAUUUGGCGGUUCCUCCACCUGAUGCUAGGCAACAUCUUAAGAAGCUUGAUGAGGACAUUCUCCAGCAAGUUAUUAGGAUGGGGUUUGAUAGAGCCCAGUUGCUUGAAUCCUUGCAAAAGAGAAUACAAGAUGAUGCUACUGUUGCAUACUAUCUGCUGUACGACAACCGUUCCUUGGCUUCCUGUGGCUAUCUAGGAGCUGAGUUUCAGGAAUCUGUGGAUUGUUAUUCCCCAGGAUUGUUUCCGAAUCUUGAUCUACAGCUGUCUACUGGGAUCGGAAUUUCUGAAGAAGCGAGUUUGAUAGACCCAUUUUCCAAAGAGAAAAUGUGGCGAGUUGGACUUCAGUCUCCAGCAAAUCCAAGGGAGAUCAUGAAUCAGGUUCUUGGGACUCUACAAGCACUAAAUGUUCGAUGGAAAAAAAUUGGGCACUAUAAUAUGAAGUGUUUAUGGUGUCAUGAUCUUAAUCUUCAUAGCAUGGCCAGCAAUGACAUGAAUGAGGAUCAUUUUAUUAGCAAUGCAACUGCGUUAAGUACACAGUUACAGCCACAAUCUGCUGUGAAGUUUGAAAUGCAGCUCUACAAAACUCAGGACGAAAAAUACAUUCUUGAUCUCCAAAGAAUUAGCGGUCCUCAGUUCCUCUUCCUGGAUUUCUGUGCUGUUUUCAUUAUGCUGCUGGAGGGACCACAAUGAUUAGAAAGGAGGAGGAGGAUGUCUAGAGUAAUUGUGUAUUUUGUUGACAAUGAGAAACUGUUGUACAUACAUAGCAGUGUUAGUGGGUUUCUAAUCCUGCCGUAUACACACAGAAAAAUGUUCCGUUCCUGUACUCACAAUUGUGUUCAUGUUUCUGUAGUUCAGUUUUUUGCCAAAUGUGCACACAUGGUAUUCUCUCAGUAAAAUUGUGAAUCGCUCAUUACAACUGAUUUUAGGAUUUUGAACA